This is a messenger RNA of Magnolia sinica, 648 nucleotides long. RefSeq names its product stress-response A/B barrel domain-containing protein HS1. The transcript has 2 exons. Gene Ontology annotation, biological process: pollen tube adhesion. Bases 84 to 413 code for a protein of 109 amino acids. The record is from RefSeq and is a predicted model, not a curated record. NCBI's taxonomy places the organism in Eukaryota, Viridiplantae, Streptophyta, Magnoliopsida, Magnoliales, Magnoliaceae.
GACCGACACAAGUCGACCCGACUCGCGCAGUCCUUUUUAACCAAUGCAAUGGGCGAGAGAGAGAGAGAGAGAGAGAGAGAGAGAUGGAAGAGGCGAAGGGGUUGGUGAAGCAUGUACUGUUGGCGAAGUUUAAGGACGGCACCCCACCCGACAAGAUAGAGGAACUCAUCAGAGGCUAUGCAAACCUCGUCUCUCUCAUCGAUCCCAUGAAGUCUUUCCACUGGGGAACAGAUGUGAGUGUGGAGAAUUUGCACGAAGGCUUCACCCAUGUGUUCGAGUCUACUUUUGAAAGUGUGGAAGGCAUUGCCGAAUAUAUCGCACACCCGGCCCAUGUUGAAUUUGCUAAUGUGUUCCUGGCUGCACUGGAUAAAGUCAUUGUCAUUGACUACAAGCCUACUCAGGUCAAGGUAUGAAAGUGUGAUUGGUUUUAUCAGAAUGUAAGAGAUCGGGCUGGUUUCAGGUAUAUGCUACUCGUGCAUUUUAUAUAGAAUUUAUUACCGAGACGUCCUAGUCUAUUAUUAGAUUAUCUUGAAUAAGGCUAUUUGUUUAUCGACUCUGUUGGACCCAUCAUGAAUUUGGAAUGGAAAGCUUGGAAUGAGAUAUGGUCCUAUGGAUCUGACACAUCUAGACAGGCCUUCAUUGCUUGUA